GCACCGGCCCCUUGACCUUCGCCGCCACGUUGUGACCGCCGAGGAAGGUGAGGACCAUCGCGCCGCCCGGAUGAUCGCCGGGGAAGGAUCGUUCUCGACCUUGGGGAUCCUUGGAGCCAUGGAUAAAGACGUUCGACGGAAGUGCGGGAAAGUGCGACGUGCUCUGUUCCACCUGCUGCUGAUAGUGGGGGGCGCGACGGGGUUGAAGGAUUUGACGAUCAACGUGCCAGCGGUUGUGCGAUCGGGCGACACAGUGACACUCUCCUGCCAUUACGAUCUGGAAGGAUUGCCAUUGUACACGAUACAAUGGUUCCUCGAAGACACGGAAUUUUAUCGAUACCUGUCCGAGGCGGAUCCGCCCUACACCAUAUUCGAGGUCGAUGGAAUACACGUGAACAUUUCCAAGUCGAAUUCGCACGACGUGACGCUGGUCGACGUGUCGAGGAAGAUGACGGGGAUGUACAAGUGCGAGGUGAUGGGCGGGAAACCCUCGUAUCACGCGCAGAUCAAAAGGGCCAGGAUGGAGGUGGUGGACGCGCCGAAAACGGAUCCGACGAUCGACACCGAGAAGGAGAGGAUCGCCGUGGGCGAAUUGCUACGGGCGAACUGCACAACGGGCAACUCGAGGCCAGCCUCCGCCAUUACGUGGAAGUUGAACAAGGAUCUCAUCGCGAACGACAGCUUGGUAUACAGGACAAGGUACUUCGCCAUACCUCAGGACGACGAUUCUCAGGUGUCCAAGUCGACGAUAGACUUCAAGGUGACGAACGACAUGUUUCGAAACGGGAGGUUGAUGUUGCAGUGCACGGCCUUCAUCGCGGACGUGUACAGGGAGUCCGCUGAGAUCGAGAUCAGCGAGGACGCGCCACGCAUAGCCUCCAUCACCGGCGAAUCUCCACCGCGUGGACACCACAGCGGCGGUUCCGCGAGCCCAUGCUUAACCUGGACUGCCAUGACGAUGAUGUUCACUCUAUCUGCCAUCUUGUUUCUUCUUUACCCUUCAAUGACAAUAACCGUGACGCAUACAGCCACAUCCAAAACUACACCUGCCAACAGGUAGCUCGUACGCCAAUAUACCACUAUACUCACUGCCUGACUCAAUUAAAAACAAGAAAGAAAGAGGGAAAGGAAGAAAGGAAAAAAAGGAAGGAAGGAAAGAAGAAGAAAAAGAAGAUGGAGAAAAUAAAAAAAAAGAAACAUCGUCCAUGUAAAACCUAGUAGUCUAGGGCUUCCAGUUAUGUAUGUUACUAUGUAUGGAGUAGAUAGCUCGAAUAACAAUUGAUUUUUAUUCACGAGUGGGCCUGUGUGUUAAGCGGGAGAUCGAGAAGAGUAUCGAGUAAGGAAGUAUCGAUUUCGUUCUUUUUUUUUUUCGCGAGUGAUUACGUAAGUGAUUAAGCUCAGAACAACACGAUGUCCUUGUGAUCCUGCAGUUAAUUCGACAUUUUUUGUAUUUUUAAUAAAUGGCGAGAUUUGGGUGAAUCGCACAUGGUUAGGAAGCAUAGAUAGAAUGUCGAUCAUGCGAUCGACAUCUCUGCAAGAUCGCAACGAUGCUGUGUUGCUUGUCUACGCACGAGGACUUUAAGCUGUGUCCUCACCGAUAAAACGAUUUUUGUUUCGUUUCGUUCUUCUUACCCUUGGUUAAAGUUUCUUUUCUUUUCUUCGAGACGUGUAAUUUAUAUUUUUUGAUCUUUGAGUAAGGUUAGAUUUGUAUAGAAAUAAUUAUUCGUUUUAGGAAUCGAAUAUUAAAAAAAACUUUUAUGUAUUCCGCACUUGUACAUACUUGAGCCUUUUCAAGAGAAGAAGCGAGAGAGUUCAGUGAGAAUACAGCUUUAGGCGCAUUAUCUGUGAGAUCUCGCACUAGAGACGUGUACGCGACGUGUACGUGGAGCAUCGCUGGUAUGCUUUUAAAGUAAAGUAAUGGACACCUUAUAUGUAGCUACGCGUACGUAACUCGGACGCGACAUCUCGUGGAGAGACAGAGAGUCUUAGUUCUAUUUCCCAAAGGAGAUCGUCGUUGUGACGUAUAAAGUCACUCACGAAAGUUUUCGUAGAACCUAUAAAAAGGCUAUUUUUAUUAAAAAAAUAAUAAUAAUAAUAAUUGUAUAAUAAUACUAUUAUUUAUCGAUGCAAUAAAAAAAAAUUGUAAGAAAAGACGAGCUCCUUAAAGAAAUAUUCAAUUAUUC
Apis laboriosa (Himalayan honeybee) is the source of this 2183-nucleotide messenger RNA. RefSeq lists its product as uncharacterized. The coding region runs from base 71 to 1060 and encodes 329 amino acids. Lineage: Eukaryota; Metazoa; Arthropoda; Insecta; Hymenoptera; Apidae. The record is from RefSeq and is a predicted model, not a curated record. The transcript has 6 exons.